Molecule: messenger RNA, 834 nt
Organism: Glarea lozoyensis ATCC 20868
Lineage: Eukaryota; Fungi; Ascomycota; Leotiomycetes; Helotiales; Helotiaceae
Exons: 3
Coding region: 1-834 (277 amino acids)
Source: RefSeq, a predicted model, not a curated record
AUGAUUAAGACAACUCUUGCUCUGGCCCUAGCUGCCACAUGUGCCCUCGCUGCACCCUCAUCUUGCAACCAGGACAACUGCUUAAGGGCUCUUCUCGCACCAGCAAGACCUGCGGCUGCCGACUGCUCCAGCUACCUGGUGAAAACAACUACACCUGCUGCUGCCACAGUGACAGCCGUCGUCACCUCAUCCACAGCUCCCCAGAGCACACCUGCUCCUUCCGCUGUAUCAGCGACUAUUCCAACAUACGCAUCUGCGUGCUCUGGUGUCGUGAGAUACACUAGCGCCUGCUCCUGUGUUGGCGUUACUGCCACAACCGUUACCGCAGUAACUCCUACUGUAACAGUCACUGUGACCUCCACCACCCCGUCCUCAACUUCAUGCCCAAAGACCAACAUUAAACUCAAGGCAGUUGGAGGAGCUUACAACGGCCAAUAUGCCCAAUUGAUCAACAACUACUCGGGUAAGACAGUUGUCUUCGUCGACACUCUAGCUUCCGCCACAUCUUUCAACAUCGACUCCGCAAACCACAUCUCCGCCGUUGGCACCGGAGAUCUUCUCUACGGCAGCACUGUGAACUACUACACAGCCGCUUCCUUGCAAUUCAGCACCGUUGCGAAAAUCUUCCAGUAUGGAAAUUCGGGCUAUGCCACUUUCGACCUCGGAAGCGAUAACAAGAUCACCGUUACCAGUGCUGCUAAUUUGAAUGUUGUGCAAACUUGUGGCAACGUGUAUGAUGCUGGUGCGGGAGUUACUGUUUAUGACAAGCUAGUUACUGAUAGAGGAGAGGACACCACACCAUGCUUCUUGUUUGAUUUCUAUGCCGUCUGUUAG